Molecule: messenger RNA, 4199 nt
Organism: Cynocephalus volans (Philippine flying lemur)
Lineage: Eukaryota; Metazoa; Chordata; Mammalia; Dermoptera; Cynocephalidae
Gene: CAMK2B
Product: calcium/calmodulin dependent protein kinase II beta
Exons: 23
Coding region: 195-2081 (628 amino acids)
Biological process (GO): protein phosphorylation
Molecular function (GO): calmodulin binding; ATP binding; calcium/calmodulin-dependent protein kinase activity
Source: RefSeq, a predicted model, not a curated record
GCUCCUGGCGGGGACGGAGCGAGCAGAUCUCGCGUGCGCUCGCUGCCCGGCGCAGCCCAAACCGGCCCCCGCCCGGCGCCGCUAGCCGAGGUGUCUCCUGCGCCCGCGCUCGUGUCGCCGCCGUGCCCGCGAGCGGGAGCCGGAGUCGCCGCCGCCCGAGCGCAGCCGAGCGCACGCCGAGCCCGUCAGCCGCCAUGGCCACCACGGUGACCUGCACCCGUUUCACCGACGAGUACCAGCUCUACGAGGAUAUUGGCAAGGGGGCUUUCUCUGUGGUCCGACGCUGCGUCAAGCUCUGCACCGGCCAUGAGUAUGCAGCCAAGAUCAUCAACACCAAGAAGCUGUCGGCCAGAGAUCACCAGAAGCUGGAGAGAGAGGCUCGGAUCUGCCGCCUUCUGAAACAUUCCAACAUUGUGCGUCUCCAUGACAGCAUCUCCGAGGAGGGCUUCCACUACCUGGUCUUCGAUCUGGUUACUGGUGGGGAGCUCUUUGAAGACAUCGUGGCCAGAGAGUACUACAGUGAGGCUGAUGCCAGUCACUGCAUCCAGCAGAUCCUGGAGGCCGUUCUCCAUUGUCACCAAAUGGGGGUCGUCCACAGAGAUCUCAAGCCGGAGAACCUGCUCCUGGCCAGCAAGUGCAAGGGUGCUGCGGUGAAGCUGGCAGACUUUGGCCUGGCUAUCGAGGUGCAGGGGGACCAGCAGGCAUGGUUUGGGUUUGCAGGCACACCAGGCUACCUGUCCCCUGAGGUUCUUCGCAAGGAGGCCUAUGGCAAGCCCGUGGACAUCUGGGCAUGUGGGGUGAUCCUGUACAUCCUGCUGGUGGGGUACCCGCCCUUCUGGGACGAGGACCAGCAUAAGCUGUAUCAGCAGAUUAAGGCUGGAGCCUAUGACUUCCCAUCCCCUGAGUGGGACACCGUCACUCCUGAAGCCAAAAACCUCAUCAACCAGAUGUUGACCAUCAACCCUGCCAAGCGCAUCACGGCCCAUGAGGCCCUGAAGCACCCGUGGGUCUGCCAACGUUCCACGGUGGCCUCCAUGAUGCACAGACAGGAGACAGUGGAGUGUCUGAAAAAAUUCAAUGCCAGGAGGAAGCUCAAGGGGGCCAUCCUCACCACCAUGCUGGCCACACGGAAUUUCUCAGUGGGCAGACAGACCACCGCUCCAGCCACAAUGUCCACCGCGGCCUCCGGCACCACCAUGGGGCUGGUGGAACAAGCCAAGAGUUUGCUCAACAAGAAAGCAGAUGGAGUCAAGCCCCAGACGAAUAGCACCAAAAACAGUGCGGCAGUCACCAGCCCCAAAGGGACGCUUCCUCCUGCCGCCCUGGAGCCUCAAACCACCGUUAUCCAUAACCCCGUGGACGGGAUUAAGGAGUCUUCUGACAGCACCAACACCACCAUAGAGGACGAAGACGCUAAAGCCCCCAGCAUCUCUGACAUCCUGAACUCGGUGAGAAGGGGCUCGGGAACCCCGGAAGCCGAGGGCCCCUUGUCAGCGGGGCCCACGCCCUGCCUGUCUCCAGCUCUCCUAGGCCCCCCGCCCACCCCGUCCCCCAGGAUCUCUGACAUCCUGAACUCGGUGAGGAGGGGCUCAGGGACCCCAGAAGCAGAGGGUCCCCCUCCAGUGGGGCCCCUGCACUGCCCAUCUCCGACUCUCCCUGGCCCCCUGCUCACCCCGUCCCGGAAGCAGGAGAUCAUCAAGACCACGGAGCAGCUCAUUGAGGCAGUCAACAACGGCGACUUUGAGGCCUACGCGAAAAUCUGCGACCCAGGCCUGACCUCAUUUGAGCCUGAAGCUCUGGGCAACCUGGUGGAAGGGAUGGACUUCCACAGGUUCUACUUCGAGAACCUGCUGGCCAAGAACAGCAAGCCAAUCCACACGACCAUCCUGAACCCUCACGUGCACGUCAUUGGCGAGGACGCGGCCUGCAUCGCCUACAUCCGGCUCACACAGUACAUUGACGGGCAGGGCCGGCCACGCACCAGCCAGUCCGAAGAGACCCGCGUGUGGCACCGCCGCGACGGCAAGUGGCAGAAUGUGCACUUCCACUGCUCGGGUGCACCCGUGGCCCCGCUGCAGUGAAGAGCUGCGGCCUGGUUUCAUGGAUGGAGUUGGCGUUUGGAGCCCGGUCGCCCUGGGGCGCACGGCCCAUCUGUCGCAUGUUUGUGUCUGCCUCGUCCCCUCCCCUGGUGCCUGUGUCUGCAGAAAAACAAGACCAGAUGUGAUUUGUUAAAAACAAGAUGACGACAACGACAACCACAAAAAAAAAUUGACAUCGGAUGAAAUGGAAAAAAAAAAAAAAAAAACUAAAGAAAGGAAAAAGCUGUAAAAAUCAUUGGCAUUUGUGGGGCCGCCCCACCCAAGCUCCACGUGUGUCCGUCUACACUCCCAGCCUCAGAGGCCCAGCUGGGGCAUGAUGGUGUCCUCCAGGCCUGUCCUGCGUGCUGGGCGGUGUUAGUUUGUAGGUAACGCACACCCCAACCUCAGGCGUCUGCAUCUUCCCGCCAACGCAUGGGCUCCAUGUGGUGUGCUCACCGUGGCUGUCGUGACAUCAGGUGUCUUGGGGAGGACUCUGGGGCUGUCGGGCUGCCUCCCCUCCUGCUAGUCGUGCCUGAGCGUUGCUGUUGUUCCUGCUUCCUCCUUCCUUCCAUCCUCGUGAAGGGCUGGGUGUAGGUUUCCCCACUCCCAAUGUCCCCGUGCACCCCGCAGAGAUGGCCUGCAGCAGAGCCCAGGCCAGCCCCUCGCCUCGGCCGGAGGAGAUGGGGGCACUGCCCCUCAGGCCGUCAGAGAAGCCCGUGGGCUCAGGCCUCCAGCUCUGGUCUUUCUGGGGGAGCAAGGUGCAGAGAGGGUCAUGCCUGGCAGGAGACGGCUGAGGACAUCGUGGCUGCAGCUCUGACACAACCACCAUGGAGGGAGACUGGCCUCCCUGCUGUUGGAGGCUCCUGUCCCUUCUCUGCUGGCCAGUGGCAGAUGUGGCAGCUCCAAACCCCGUUUUUCCCCCGCCUCCACCCGGCAGCCCUCCCCUUGGCCUGUAUGGCCUCUCCCCAUGCAGCUGGGAGCAGACUUCACAAAUGACUGUGGGCCCCAAGUCCCUAAGUCCCCACUGAAGCUGGCGGAAGUUUGCCUGCUGCUGGAGUUCAGGGAGGCAGGGGAUCGGGGCUUGGUCAGGUGACGCAGCAAGUGCCAGAGAGGGGUCAGAAGGUGGUGGCUGCCGGGCUCCUGGGCUGAGGUGGGGGUACUGGCAGGUGUUUGCUGAGGAAGAGUGCUUUGGAGUCUGGGCCUGGAGCGAGAGCUGCAGUGGAGUCUGCCCCACAGGGUCAUGGGGGUGUGGGGAGACAGGGCUGCCCGAGCUCGCCCAAGCCCACUCCCCGCCCUAGGUCUUGGCGGGGCUACGGUGUAUGAUGGUGCCUUCCAGGUGGCCUAGGGGCGCAGCUGAGGAGGGAAGGCAGGCUGGGGGCCCAGGACACCAGAGGAUGGAAGGAGGGUCCUGCGGGGACAGCGGUGCUGCCUCUAGGCGCUGGCCUCAGGCUCCCACAGUUGAGGGUGCCGUCAGGAGCCUUGACUGCAGAGGCUGGGGGCUCCCAGCCUGAGGCCUGCCCACCUUCAAUUCAUGUUGUUUUCAAUAAGGAUUUUCUUUAUCUUCCCCCAAAAAUCAAGCCAAGGGAGGGGCAGGGAGUGGAGAGCAGGACACAGGAUCCUAAACUCUGAGGGGACUGUCCACCAAUGGACACUCAGAGUGGACGCUACCUUCCGUCCACACCGUGCCCAAGACAGCUGUCCCCACCCAUGGACACAGAGUAACAUCGCCAGUCUCUGGGCCAUGGACAGCGUGCAGCCUGCGGUGGCCAUCCUGGCGUCCUGGGCCUCCUCCCGCCUCUUCUGCUCACCUUGUUAUCUCCACGGAGCUGCCUGUCUGGGAUAAUUUGGGGAUUUUUUUUCUGGGGGAUAAUUCUUUUGCAUGACCCCUCAAGAGCAAGCCACGCCCACUCUGCUAGCUAGGUGUACGCAGUGUGGUGGCGUCCGCCACCUGGCCAGCACCGCAGGGCGUCGGCUGCCCACAGUGCUGGCUGGCCUUCCCUCUUCUCUCUUUUUGCUGAGUUUCAUUGUCUUUUCUUUCUGAGCCUUGUAAGUGUACAAAAAUUAUUCUUAUUUUGUUCUGUCUCGGGAAACUGCAAAUAAAAGAAAAACAGGACAAACUGC